Misgurnus anguillicaudatus (oriental weatherfish) is the source of this 6231-nucleotide messenger RNA. RefSeq names its product patched domain containing 1 (gene ptchd1). Lineage: Eukaryota; Metazoa; Chordata; Actinopteri; Cypriniformes; Cobitidae. Gene Ontology annotation, cellular component: plasma membrane; synapse. Gene Ontology annotation, biological process: cognition; chemical synaptic transmission. The record is from RefSeq and is a predicted model, not a curated record.
UUUAGAUCAAAAAGGCUUCUAUUCGCAUUUUGACCAUCUCAUUCACGGCUCGAUCAAGUGUGAUGUUGUUAGGGGCUUGUGUGGGCGCGCGUGUGUGGUGGGAGGUGUACCUCUAAUGCCACGCACUUGCGCGAAUCACUCUAUAGUGCAACACUGCGCGAGGCGCGGCGGUAUUUACCGGCCGGCUCCCGAAAACACUGCAACUUCUUUAGCUUCGUAAAUGGGAAUAGGUGUCGCAUCGCUGCGUUUGCGAAGCGUUUACGCGGAUCUCGUGUCCUCCGGACCAACGGCAACAAAUGCAAACUUGAAUCUUGGCAAAUCUACCGGCAAGGGAAUGCCCACAAGUGGAUUCAUGAAUUCUGUACCGUAGCGGAAAGCCGUCGUGCUGGGCGCGGUGCUGAACUGGACCCACAGAUGAAUAAAUGACACCGCAUAGAUGAUGGAAUAUACAAAACUGUAUUUGUGCAUUUGAAACUGUUUGCAAGUGCUGAGGUGUGCAUGACCGAUCCACUGUUGACAUACUGUAUAAUAAACGAUAUGUACUGGAUUGAUUUAGUGAAAUCAACUUCUGGCUUUCAAAAGAGAUAUUUAAGGGGGAAAGCGAUGCUCUCUUGGUUGACCUAGGCAUACUGUUAGUACUUAUCCUCGAUCGGAACAACGACGCAUUAGUGGAAUGUGCAUGAACCUGCAAAGACGUGACUGGUGAUAUCUUCUUUUGUCAUGUUGCGAUUUAUGUCAUGAAUAUAACCACAUACAUGUACCUACAUUAAUGCAUUUGGCAGACGCUUUGAUCCAAAGUUACUUACAGUGCAUUAUAAAGUAUACAUUUUAUCAGUAUGUGUGUACCUUGGGUUCGAACCCAUGACCUUUGCGUUGCUAACGCAAUGCUCGUCCAGCUAAGCUACAGGAACAUGAUACAAAUAUCAAGUUCAUUAAUAUUAAGUUGUUGAUGUUAAAAAGUGACAACUAUUGCCACAUGCAAGUAACAUAGUAUUUUAUUCAUGAAAGUCAAUGCAGCACAAACACACUGAUGCCCCGGAUUUCUGAUGCUGGUGACCAGGCGGUGGGAGAGGCUCGCGACCUGCACGUUGUUCUUUGCGCUGUUGCUGCAUUCUAGGAUGUUGCGACAAGUGUUGCACGAGGGGCUCAGGACGUCAUUCCACAAACUGGGCCACUUUGUAGCCAAUCACCCGGUGUUUUUUGCCUCCGCGCCCGUGCUCGUUUCCAUCCUGCUCGGCGCGAGCUUCAGCCGGUACCGCAUAGAGGAAAACGUGGAGUACCUGUUGGCUCCCAAACACAGCCUGGCGAAGAUCGAGGGGAACUUGGUGGAUAGUUUGUUUCCGGUGAACAGGUCAAAACACACGCUGUACUCGGACCUGCAGACACCAGGGAGAUAUGGCCGGGUCAUCGUGACCUCGCGCAGGGGAAACGUGUUGGACCCUCACCACGUCAAUUCUGUGCUGAAGCUCCACAACACAAUAACCCAGAUCCAGGUCCCUAUGCUGGGCUUCAACUACACCUUUGCCCACCUCUGCCUGUUGGAUGAUACCAAGAGCUGCAUCAUAGAUGACAUCCUGCGAGUUCUUGAGGAGAUGCGGUCAGCACGGGCAUCCAACCGUUCCACAAUUCCUCUGCGUUACCCCAUCACCAGACUUAAGGAUGGGCGAGAGGCGUACAUAGGGCACCAACUGGGCGGAGUCCAAACAAGUGGAGGACGAGAUGGAGUGCGGUCGGCUCGAUCCCUUCAGCUUACGUACUACCUGCAAGCCGCCAGCCCGCUGAACGAGGUGGUGGCGGCCCGCUGGGAGCUGCUGUUCUGCAGGGAGCUGGAAAACUUUGGAACGGCUCAUCAGGAGCUCGGCCUGUACCCGUUCACCUCCUCUUCUCUGCAAAGGGACUUCCAGAGGACUAGCCGGGUGUCGGAGCGGCCGCUUCUCUUCAGCCUGGUUGUUUGUCUUUCGCUGGCCAUGCUUUGCUGCUCGAUGCGGGACUGUGUCAGGACUAAACCCUGGCUGGGUCUGCUAGCCUUGGUAACCGUCAGCCUCGCUACGCUCACCUCUGCGGGAAUAUUCAACCUCACAGGUGGAAAGUACAAUUCAACAUACCUCGGCAUCCCUUUUGUCAUGUUGGGACAUGGCUUGUUCGGCACAUUCGAAAUGCUGUCAUCUUGGCGGCGGACUCGCGAGGACCAGCACGUGAAGGAUCGCGUCGCAGCUGUUUUCUCAGACUGUAUGCUGCCGUUCACAGCCAGCACAGCCUUGCACGUGGUCACGUUCGGAAUCGGGGCAAGUCCAUUCACAAACAUUGAGGCCGUGCGUCUCUUCUGUCAAAACGCCUGCAUCUCUGUACUCUUUAACUACCUCUACAUCCUCACCUUUUACGGUUCCAAUCUGGUGUUUGCCGGCUACCUGGAAAACAACUACCGUCACAGUUUGUUCUGCAGGCGCGUUCCCAAACCAGAGUUGCUGCAGCAGAAGCCGUCAUGGUAUCGCUUCCUCAUGUACACGCAUUACAACGAGGAGGCCACGGACACUGGACCUCUGCGUGCUUACGAGAGUCACCUACUUGUAGCCUUCAUGAAGCGGUACUACUGUGACUGGAUCACCAACACGUACGUUAAACCAUUCGUGGUUCUUUUCUACCUGGUCUAUGUGUCCUUCGCCCUCAUGGGCUACCUUCAGGUCAGCGAGGGGUCUGAUCUUAGUAAUGUGGUUGCUACAGAAACAAGCACUAUAGCAUACACCCGUGCCCAACAGCGGUACUUUAGUAGUUACAGCCCUGUGAUUGGCUUCUACAUCUACGAGUCCAUUGAGUACUGGAACACCAGCGUGCAAGAAGACCUACUAGAGUACACCAAAGGAUUUGAACGUAUCUCCUGGUUCGAGAGUUACCUCAACUAUCUACACGGUCUGAACAUUACGACAAGCCUGUCACGCAGCAACUUCACCGAACACCUGCGAUCUGGAUUUCUUCGCCAACCCUGUUACGUGCAUUUCUCGGAUGACAUCAUUUUCGCCAAGCGCGUAGAUGGGGAAUUUGAUGUGGUGGCUUCCCGUAUGUUUCUUGUGGCCAAGACGACAGAAAACAAACGAGAGGAGAUGUCCGUCCUUCUGGACACACUGAGGAAGUUGUCACUGACCUCCAGGGUGAAGUUUAUUAUCUUUAAUCCAUCCUUUGUGUAUUUGGAUCGCUAUGCUUCAUCGGUCGGCGCACCCUUGAAGAACUCAUGCAUUGCUGCAGUUUUUCUGCUGUUUUUUUCCACUUUUUUGGCAGCUGACCCACUGGUAAAUGCCUGGCUGACUGUGACAGUGGCCUCUGUUGAGUUCGGGCUGGUGGGUUUCAUGACUCUCUGGCAGGUAGAGUUGGACUGCGUCUCAGUGUUGUGUCUGAUCUAUGGAGUAAACUAUGCCGUAGACUCCAGCGCCCCCCUAGUGUCUGCGUUUGCUCUAGGCCGGGAAUCUACCCGUACGCGCUGGGUUAAACUGGCACUGGAGCGGCAUGGAGUGCCUGCCCUUCAGAGCUACCUCUGCUAUGGGGCUGCUCUGCUCCCUUUAGCAGCCGUGCCCUCAAACCUCACUCGCACGCUUUUUAGGUGCCUCUUUCUAACCGCCAUCAUCACAGCCUUCCACUGUUUGGCCAUCCUCCCUGUCCUGCUCACCUUCCUGCCUCCCUCCAAGAAAAAAAGACGAGAAAAAAAUAAUGCUGCUGAAAACAGGGAAGAGAUUGAAUGUGUGGAGAUGGAGGACAGCACACGUGUGGUUGAUCAAAUUACCACUGUCUGACAUCGUUGAGGUUGCAUGAAAAAUAGGGAAAAAACCACAGCACCCCCACGGGGUGACGAAGGGAAGCCUGAGAGUUAUCCACUGUGCAUCUGGGCUUCCAGUUCAUUUACCUAAAAGCCCCUAGAUGGCUUUUAGGUACUUUAUGAGUGUACUACCGUAUAAACAAGCCCACCUUUUUAAGCAAAGCUUGUUUGUGAUGGUAAAAGCAGUGAAUGAGGACAAACCAUUAAAGAUGGGCUCUGUUGUCAAUAUAAUAGCACUGUGCAGGUUUUGCUGCAGCUCAGCAACCAAUGCUCACAAUAAGAGAGGCAGAGAAAAAGAGAGAGGCCAGAUAAACCACAUUGGUGCGCAGUUGCAGAUAACCAGAAGAGGGCUUUUCUGAUCUGCAAUCUUGCAGUUAUGGGAGAAACUUUAACAAGCUUACACUUUAAUAAAGCAUCAAUAACAUAACGUCUCUGGUACCAUAAUGCCCUACACUCUCAGAAAAAUGUACAAAAGCUAUCACCAGGGCAAUUAUCUAAAGACAAAGCAGCCAUAUUCAUAUCUGAUGAUAGCCAUCAGUUUAAUGCACCUGAAAUCAUAUUUUUUUGGAGACUAGGUGUUUUAAAGAGAACAUCGCUGGGGAUUUAGUGGUAUUAAAAUCAUACAUUACUCAAAGAGAUUGGAAGGUUCCGGAUAUCUUCAUCCAUUACCAUUACAUAAGUCACCUUCCCCACCCUGACCAUUUCUCAAAGGCAAUGAAUGCUGAUCUUCCAUAAAAGGAUGUAUAGGGAAGAUAAAAAUGGGAGGGAGAAAGGGAUGAACAGGACGGGGAGAGGUAAAGAGAUACAGGGAGGCAAGAUUCUGCUGACAGGUUGCCCAUGCAGUGCUUCCAUGGUAACCCUGAUAACAGCUUUGUUGCAUCGUGUAUGUAAAAUUUCCCACUUGCCUAAAUUCAACGAGGUUGUUUGUUACCAGUCAAGUUUGGAGAGUAACCUUUUGAAGGAUUUAUUCUGUUUAUCCUUUGUUUGCCUUUCAAAAUGCUGAAAAGCACCUUGUCACAGACGAGGGUCCUUAUCAAUAUGCAUGAGCCACAGUCCCUUUAUUUUCACCUUCUUUGCCCUCUGUCUAUGAGAGGCUUUAAAAGAGUGACUGAGAACAGUGGGGUGGAAAAGAGAAAGAGAGGGGCAAGUCACAGGAAAAGAGCAAUUGGCUGAUAAAAGCCACUUAUUUUUCAAAUGCUCCUCGCCCCUUAGACAACAGAUGUCAAAUCAAUCAUGGGUAAAUGGUAACCCCUUUAGCCCUGACUCUCACUGUAUCUCUGCAGCAGUUACAGUAUUUCCUGACUGCAGCUAAAGGCACGUCCGCUUAUGUACGCUUUUAGUCUCUUUUUCACCUCUGUCAAGUACAGGUGAAGUGUAAACGCUGAUGCCGACAGGUUUUCAGCGACAAGCAAUCUGCGUCCGUCUACAUUACAUCUGAAACUGCUGCGUGGCAGCCAAUCAGGAGAUAUUUCAUGUUUAAUGUUUUGUUACUUUUAACGGGAUGUCGGACCAGCCAGAUUUCAUGGUGGGCAGGGCUACCCAGUGCAACAUCGCAGAAAUAAAAAUGAAGUAUGUCCUGUCACUUUUUGUGCUAGUUUAGGACAAAUCUAGCUAUGAUGGAGGAAACUGUGCUUUGUCGUUUUAUUGUGUCACAACUGGUUAGUACACGGUAUACCUUUGGGACAAUGUGUUUGUGGUGUAAGAGUAUUUGAGAGCUGAUGCUAGACUGCUGCACAGCUAACACACACACAUAGUCACUUUAAUGUGUAUAGGGAUGCGUCGAUAUAUAUCGGCCUAUAGACAGUUUCAGCAGUAACAAACGGCUUUGGUGGAACAAACGUAACUUUCGUUUACUCCACAAAGGAAUCAAUAACAACAGAGUAUUUUAUUUCUGAUAACAAGCAAAAUAAACAACACUGAGCUAACGUUACUGUGUAUAUUAUGUAUGCAAUCUUAACUACAGAUCAGCUGCCAAGCCUCCUUUCACAUAGCGGUGAUCCAUGAUUCCCGUCUCCCCUUAUCUUUAGGAAACCAAAACAUUUGUUAUUUUCGACGAGGUAUUUGUAUGAGAUCAGUUUGACCACUAGCCAGACUAUUACCGUAAACAAACAGAGACCAAAAGUUAAGUUCUGCCCAGACGCAUAACCCCGACAAUGCACUUGCGUCCGAUGAAAGGUAUAAGCCGAUAAAAACAUUUCUCCCACUAGUGAACAUCAGCAGAUGGUUUAAAAACAGCCGAUGAUCACAGUAGCGCCUCACUGCAGAACACGACAUCCAGGGGGCGGGGUUGGUUCAGAUCCAGGGGCGGAGCUGGAUCCAGAACCAGAGAUCUCUUCCCACUGCAUUUUGAUUGGUCGCCAGUUUACCACAAGACACGUAGUUCACGUGUUGUUGCGUUACCAUUUCCGCAUUGAGUCGUAACAAAA